AUGGCCAAACCUCUUGUUCUACCGCCUUUACCAAAACCAAAACGCUUUCCAUUGUAUUUGCAUCCAUAUCGUUUAAGGCGUCACCGCUGCCCACACAACGAUGUCCCGGAGCCAUUGUUCGAUGUGGAGGAGCACACUACGAGCGUUGUCUCCGCAUACAAACAAGACUACGACGAAAAGUACGUCAAUCGUACAAGCGCUGUCUAUCAUGAAGAUCAUUUAAGACUUGAAGGUGAAUUUAUAGAACCUGAGCGACCCCACUGGCAGCCUGUCGAACGUCCCAAAGCAAAGAAGCCAGAAGAUAAUCUAAGGCCUGAAGGUGAUUUCGAAAAAAGACGUCCAGAAGAAUGGCGUCCAGGUGAAAGAGCACCUAUUAAAAAACCGGAAGAUAAUUUGAAACCGGAGGGUGACUUUGCAAGGAGAAAACCCGAGGAAUGGCGUCCAGGGGAUAGAGCGCCUGUUCGCCGACCUGAGGAUAACUUGAAACCUGAAGGGGACUUUGAAGACAGAAAACCACAAGAAUGGCAACCAGGAGACAGGGCUCCUGUUAAAAGACCACAGGAUAACCUCAAGCCUGAAGGUGAAUUUACCACUCCUGAAAAAGAUAGUUGGCGUCCCGCAGAUCGACAGAUGCCUAAAAAACCAGAAGAUAACUUACGACCUGAAGGAGAAUUUGAAAGACCCAAACCGGAGGAAUGGCGUCCUGGUGAUAGAGCGCCUGUUCGCCGACCUGAGGAUAACUUAAAACCAGAAGGUGAUUUUGAGCGUCGAAAGCCAGAAGAAUGGCAACCUGGAGAUAGAGCUCCUGUCAAAAGACCACAGGAUAACCUCAAGCCUGAAGGUGAAUUUGAACAGAGGCGCCCUGAUGAAUGGAGACCGGGUGAUCGUGCUCCAACUCGUCGCCCACAAGAUAAUCUAAGACCUGAAGGUGAAUUUAACACUCCUGAAAAAGACAGUUGGCGUCCCGCAGAUCGACAGAUGCCUAAAAAACCAGAAGAUAACUUACGACCUGAAGGAGAAUUUGAAAGACCCAAACCGGAGGAAUGGCGUCCAGGGGAUAGAGCGCCUGUUCGCCGACCUGAGGAUAACUUAAAACCAGAAGGUGAUUUUGAGCGUCGAAAGCCAGAAGAAUGGCAACCUGGAGAUAGAGCUCCAGUACGACGGCCACAAGAUAAUUUAAAACCUGAAGGAGAUUUUACAACUCCAGAGAAAACUUCUUGGAAACCUUCUGAACGGCAAAAACCUAUUAAGCCGGAAGACAAUCUCAAACCAGAAGGAGAAUUUACAACUCCGAAAAAGGAAGACUGGAAACCUGCCGAAAGACCUCAACAGAAAAAGCCUUUAGAUAAUCUAAAACCUGAAGGAGACUUCACAUCACACAGCACAAAAACUGAAGAUUUCAAAGUUGUUAUUGGCGAAAGGGCAGAAAUUGUUCGACGAACUGACAAUAUUAUCACUGAAGGAGAGUUCAUAGAUUCCACCACAUCACGUUCUGAGUACACAGUAAAACCCGUGGAGAGGCCAAAACCUGUGAGGAGAAACACAUGGACUAAAAUUGAAGGAGAAAUGAUAACCGAAACAACAUCACAAUCUGAAUACAUUGAUUAUACUGACAUCGUUGAAAGAACUUCUAAGAUAACCAAAAUGACAGAUAAUUUAAUAUGUGAAGGUGUUGUCGAUUUUGUUACUUCAAAUCAACAGGAUUAUUCUGAAAAAACAACAACCGUAGAACGUCCACAAAGACGUCGAACAUGGACAAAAGAAGAUUUUGAAAAGUUUCAUUCAACAGAAAACGUAGAGACUUUAACGACUACACAAGAAGAGUAUCGAACUUUGGAACAGAAAAUGCCAAAGCGAGUUAAGCCUAUGAAGCCUAAGGAUAACCUUAAACCUGAAGGCGACUUUGAAAAACCACAACAUGAAGAAUGGUUUCCUGCUGAACGACCGAAACAAAAGAAACCCGAAGACAAUUUACGUCCUGAGGGAGAAUUUACAACUCCCGAAAAACAGCAAUGGCGACCUGCUGAACGUCCUCGACAAAAGAAACCUGAGGAUAACUUGCGUCCUGAAGGUGACUUUGAACAAAGAAAGCCAGAUGAGUGGCAGCCUGCUGAUCGUCCUAUUCAAAAGAAACCGAAAGACAAUCUCAAACCAGAAGGUGAAUUUGAAACUCCAGAAAAGGAGCGUUGGCGUCCUGCUGAACGACCCCAACAAAAGAAACCUCAGGAUAACUUACGUCCUGAAGGUGAUUUUGAACAAAGAAAACCAGAUGAAUGGCAACCAGCCGACCGCCCAGUUCAAAAGAAACCAAAAGACAAUCUCAAACCAGAAGGUGAAUUUGAAACUCCAGAAAAGGAGCGUUGGCGUCCUGCUGAACGACCCCAACAAAAGAAGCCUCAGGACAACUUACGUCCUGAAGGUGACUUUGAACAAAGAAAGCCAGAUGAGUGGCAGCCUGCCGAUCGUCCCGUUCAGAGAAAACCAAAGGAUAACCUAAAACCAGAAGGUGAAUUUGAAACUCCAGAAAAAGAGCGAUGGCGUCCUGCCGAAAGACCCCAACAGAAGAAACCUCAGGAUAAUUUACAUCCUGAAGGUGAUUUUGAACAAAGAAAGCCAGAUGAGUGGCAACCUGCUGAUCGUCCUGUUCAAAAGAAACCGAAAGACAAUCUCAAACCAGAAGGUGAAUUUGAAACUCCAGAAAAGGAGCGUUGGCGUCCUGCUGAACGACCCCAACAAAAGAAACCUCAGGAUAACUUACGUCCUGAAGGUGAUUUUGAACAAAGAAAACCAGAUGAAUGGCAACCAGCCGACCGCCCAGUUCAAAAGAAACCAAAAGACAAUCUCAAGCCAGAAGGUGAAUUCGAAACGCCAGAAAAGGAGCGUUGGCGCCCUGCUGAACGACCCCAACAAAAGAAGCCUCAGGAUAACCUACGUCCUGAAGGUGACUUUGAACAAAGAAAGCCAGAUGAGUGGCAGCCUGCUGAUCGUCCUGUUCAAAAGAAACCGAAAGACAAUCUUAAACCAGAAGGUGAAUUUGAAACGCCAGAAAAGGAGCGUUGGCGCCCUGCUGAACGACCCCAACAAAAGAAGCCUCAGGAUAAUUUACGUCCUGAAGGUGACUUUGAACAAAGAAAGCCAGACGAGUGGCAGCCUGCCGAUCGUCCCGUGCAGAGAAAACCAAAGGAUAACCUAAAACCAGAAGGUGAAUUUGAAACUCCAGAAAAAGAGCGAUGGCGUCCUGCCGAAAGACCCCAACAGAAGAAACCUCAGGAUAAUUUACAUCCUGAAGGUGAUUUUGAACAAAGAAAGCCAGAUGAGUGGCAACCUGCUGAUCGUCCUGUUCAAAAGAAACCAAAAGACAAUCUCAAGCCAGAAGGUGAAUUUGAAACGCCAGAAAAGGAGCGUUGGCGCCCUGCUGAACGACCCCAACAAAAGAAGCCUCAGGAUAACUUACGUCCUGAAGGUGACUUUGAACAAAGAAAGCCAGAUGAAUGGCAGCCCGCUGAUCGUCCUGUUCAAAAGAAACCGAAAGACAAUCUUAAACCAGAAGGUGAAUUUGAAACUCCAGAAAAGGAGCGUUGGCGCCCUGCUGAACGACCCCAACAAAAGAAGCCUCAGGAUAACCUACGUCCUGAAGGUGACUUUGAACAAAGAAAGCCAGAUGAGUGGCAGCCUGCUGAUCGUCCUGUUCAAAAGAAACCGAAAGACAAUCUUAAACCAGAAGGUGAAUUCGAAACGCCAGAAAAGGAGCGUUGGCGCCCUGCUGAACGACCCCAACAAAAGAAGCCUCAGGAUAACCUACGUCCUGAAGGUGACUUUGAACAAAGAAAGCCAGAUGAGUGGCAGCCUGCUGAUCGUCCUGUUCAAAAGAAACCGAAAGACAAUCUUAAACCAGAAGGUGAAUUUGAAACGCCAGAAAAGGAGCGUUGGCGCCCUGCUGAACGACCCCAACAAAAGAAGCCUCAGGAUAAUUUACGUCCUGAAGGUGACUUUGAACAAAGAAAGCCAGACGAGUGGCAGCCUGCUGAUCGUCCUGUUCAAAAGAAACCGAAAGACAAUCUUAAACCAGAAGGUGAAUUUGAAACGCCAGAAAAGGAGCGUUGGCGUCCUGCUGAACGACCCCAACAAAAGAAGCCUCAGGAUAACCUACGUCCUGAAGGUGACUUUGAACAAAGAAAGCCAGAUGAAUGGCAGCCUGCUGAUCGUCCUGUUCAAAAGAAACCGAAAGACAAUCUUAAACCAGAAGGUGAGUUCGAAACUCCAGAAAAGGAGCGCUGGCGUCCAGCUGAACGACCCCAACAAAAGAAGCCUCAGGAUAACUUACGUCCUGAAGGUGAUUUUGAACAAAGAAAGCCAGAUGAAUGGCAGCCUGCUGAACGUCCUGUUCAAAAGAAACCGAAAGACAAUCUUAAACCAGAAGGUGAAUUUGAAACUCCAGAAAAGGAGCGCUGGCGUCCUGCUGAGAGACCCCAACAAAAGAAGCCUCAGGAUAACUUACGUCCUGAAGGUGACUUUGAACAAAGAAAGCCAGAUGAAUGGCAGCCUGCUGAUCGUCCUGUUCAAAAGAAACCGAAAGACAAUCUUAAACCAGAAGGUGAAUUUGAAACUCCAGAAAAGGAGCGUUGGCGUCCUGCAGAAAGACCUCAACAGAAAAAACCUGAAGACAAUUUACGACCUGAAGGAGAUUUUGAACAAAGAAAGCCAGAUAAGUGGCAACCUGCUGAUCGUCCUGAACAAAAGAAACCAAAAGAUAAUCUUAAACCUGAAGGUGAAUUCGAAACUCCAGAAAAAGACAGAUGGCGCCCUGCCGAACGUCCACAACAGAAGAAACCUGAAGACAAUUUACGACCUGAAGGUGACUUUGAACAACGGAAACCAGAUGAGUGGCGCCCAGCCGACCGUCCCGUGCAAAAGAAACCAAAAGACAAUCUCAAACCAGAAGGUGAAUUUGAAACUCCAGAAAAGGAGCGUUGGCGUCCUGCUGAACGACCGCAACAGAAGAAACCUAAGGAUAAUUUACGUCCUGAAGGUGACUUUGAACAAAGAAAGCCAGACGAGUGGCAGCCUGCCGAUCGUCCCGUGCAGAGAAAACCAAAGGAUAACCUAAAACCAGAAGGUGAAUUUGAAACUCCAGAAAAGCAGCAUUGGCGUCCUGCAGAAAGACCCCAACAGAAAAAACCUGAAGACAAUUUACGACCUGAAGGAGAUUUUGAACAAAGAAAGCCAGAUAAGUGGCAGCCUGCUGAUCGUCCUGUACAAAAGAAACCAAAAGAUAAUCUUAAACCUGAAGGUGAAUUCGAAACUCCAGAAAAAGACAGAUGGCGGCCUGCCGAACGUCCACAACAGAAGAAGCCUGAAGACAAUUUACGACCUGAAGGAGAUUUUGAACAACGGAAACCAGAUGAGUGGCACCCAGCCGACCGUCCCGUGCAAAAGAAACCAAAAGAUAAUCUUAAACCUGAAGGUGAAUUUGAAACUCCAGAAAAGGAACGUUGGCGUCCUGCAGAAAGACCCCAACAGAAGAAACCGGAAGAUAAUUUAAGACCAGAAGGAGACUUUGUGCAAAGAAAACCAGAUGAAUGGAAACCAGCAGACCGUCCUGUUCAAAAGAAACCUGUAGAUAAUCUAAAACCCGAAGGCAAAUUUGAAAAACCGAAACAACCUGAAUGGCAACCCGCUGAACGGCCAAAGGCGAAAAAGCCAGAAGAUAACCUAAAACCAGAGGGAGAUUUCAAUACUCCCAAACGUGACAAAUGGCAACCAGCUGAAAGGCCUGAAGUAAAGAAACCUAAGGAUAACUUAAAACCUGAGGGUGAAUUUGAAAAACCAAAACCCGAAGAAUGGCAGCCAGCUGAGAAACAAACACCCAAAAAACCACAAGAUAAUCUGAAACCAGAAGGUAAUAUGGAAAUUAUUCGUCGUACUGAUUAUGUGGUUACAAAAGGUGAUCGCGCUGAUAUCGUAAAACAUGAGGAUCACUUGAAAAUGGAAGGUGUUAUUGAUAUACGUCGUUCAAGAGAUGAUUACAAACGUAUUGAAAAGACAGAGAAAGUAGUUAUACAGAAGCAUGAAGACAAUUUAAGGACUGAAGGUAAAUUUUACACACCAGAAGUAGUUCCAUCUCAACCUGCUGAGAAACGCAAGCCUUUUAAACAUGUCGAUAAUAUAACUCUUGAAAGAGAGACGGACACACGGUUUAAACAAAACGUUGAUCGAGUAGAUAUUAUACGAAGGGAAGAUAAUCUUAAAAUAGAAGGCGAAUUUAUAGAUAUGAAACAACGAAAUGAUUAUAGUUCAGUUAAAGGAGACAGAACUGCAAUAGUUAAGCAUGAGGACAAUCUCAAAAUGGAAGGUACAAUGGAGAAUACACGUUCUUCAGACACCUACAGGGUUGUAAAGGGUCAAAGAGUAAAAUUGACAAGAAGAGAGGAUAACCUUAAAAUUGAAGGUGUUUUCGAAGAUCAUAUUAGAAGAAAUGAUUUUAAUAAAACGACCAAGAAUGUAAAGUCUGCUAUAACAUAUGAUACUAGUGAUCAAAAAAUUGUUAAAGAUAGGGUUCAAGGUUCACCGAAAGAACAAUAUGAAACUUCGCCAAUAAACAAGAUGCCAACUAAUAAAGAUACAACAUAUCUUAUUAACGAAAGUGUUGAUUCCGGAUCUACAACAAAAGUUGUGCGGUACUAUGAGAGUGACAAUACACAUCAUGUAACAUCGUCUGAUUCUUCUAAAUCUCAACGCACCGAGACCAUAAAAACUACUGACAUUAAAAAGACACAAAGAGGUCCUUAUGAUAAGGAAAGGCCAAAAGAAGUCUAUGAUUCAGGUGAUUUUGUACCCGAGAAGGUUUAUCCAGAAGGUAGUGUUGAGCCAAAGGACGAAGUUGGCCAUCUGAAAAGAGCGCAAAUGCCAACAAAUAAAAUAUCAAGCCCUAUACAGCCAAAGGAAAAUAAACGCCCUGAUGAUGAGACUGAUUCGUCAAAAAGGCCACAAGGUGAAAUUCAGCGCCCUACAGGUUCACAAUGGCAACCGAACGAUAGAAGUAGCCCGAUUCGACCAAAAGAUAAUUAUCCAAUUGAAGAUGGUAAAGACACUCCAAGAAAAUCUGAUAGGGAAACAGAUUUUCCACAAAGACGAGCUCAAUGGCAGCCAGGCGACAGAGCGAGCCCCUUCCGACCAAAGGAUAAUUUACAUAUUCCAGAUAUUAAAGGAAGUUCAAGACCCGAUGGUGAAUCUGAUCAUCCUCAAAGAAGUCAAUGGCAACCUAGUGACAGAGCGAGUCCUAUUCGACCACAAGAUAAUUUGCAUGUUCGAGAUAGUAAAGACAACUUAACAAGGCCGGAAGAUGGGUCAGAUUAUCCUCAAAAAUCCCAAUGGCAGCCUGGUCAAAGAGCUACUCCAGUUCGACCAAAAGAUAAUUUACAUACUUCGGACAACAAAGACACAAGAAUGUUUGACGACGGAUCAGAUCAUCCACAAAGACCUCAAUGGCAACCUGGUGAAAGAGCAAGUCCUAUUCGACCAAAAGACAAUUUACAUAUUCAAGAUAAUAAAGACAUUACAAGAAAGUUUGAUGACGGAUCGGAUCAUCCUCGAAGACCUCAAUGGCAACCUGGUGAAAGAGCAAGUCCUAUUCGACCGAAAGACAAUUUACAUACUCAAGACCAUAAAGAAUCUCCGAAGAGACCCGAAUACGAAACAGAUUUAAGUAAACCAGAAAAACCAAGAGGAAUUUCCGGACCAGGUCAAGUGAGGCACAUUUCUGAUAUAAGUAAAUACGAUUCCAGGACUACUACUUCUACUGACGAUACCCAUAAUAUUGAUAGUAGCAAUCAGACUUUACAUACAUCAAAAGUAAGCAAGAGUGAUGUACACCAAGAAAGCAAUGUGAAAAUGACUCAUUCGGAAAUAUCUUCCAAACAUACUAAUAUUCGUAGUUCUAAUGUAGAACAUUUGGAUCAUUCUAAAACCGGAACACAAACACAACAUUUCGUCACAAACAGGGAUAGGAAUGAGAGUGGUAGAUCAAUUGAUGUUCACAAACAAACGGAUAAUUUAUCACGCCAAGACGUUAGCAGUCGUGAUCAUACUAAUCGUGUAACUUCGAAGAAUACUACAGAACGCAACAUCAUAAAACAAGAUGUAAAACAAAGCAAAACUAUGUCUUCCGUAACCAAAACUAUGAAACAAGUGACCGAAAAGAAAUUGAUUGGAGGUAAAUGGGUAAAUGUAACCAGAAAUGUAGAAGUUUCUAACACCAGUCUCGGCGACACCCAUUCAAAUAGAAAUGGUCACAUUGUUAGUUCCUCUACACCAAAUAAGCAGAUAAACUCUAUGGACAAAGUGGUUACCUCCGACAGCAGAAAUAACUUACAAAAUCAAACACAUUCUUCAAAUACAACGUAUAUUAUAGAAGGUAGACACGAUGUUAAUCAUAAUGUGAAUCAAUCCUCACAGCGGUCUGUUUCUGAAAACCAAUAUGUAAAUCAAAAUCUUCAAGGAAAAUCACGUAACGCAAUCAUUUCAGAACAACAUGUUGAUAUCUCAUCAAGUCAAAAUCAUCAAAUUGGACAACAUAGCUAUGUAUCAUCUGAUGUUCGAUCCAGCGAACACAGUUCCAAGUCAGUGCAACACGGAAGAGAAACAAUUCAUUCUAAUACAAAUAUAAAACAUGGUAAUACGAAAAUAAACACCGAAGCAAAUGCUAGAAGAAACCAAUUUAAUGAAAGUCAUGAUAUUUUGAAUCAAAAUACAAAUGUAAAUCAAACACAUUACAACACUCAAUCGGGUGGAAGUAAUAUUGAUGGCAGGUCAAGGAACGUGAUAUCCAGUCACACUGAGAAUAAUAUAUCAAGAUCAUCUUCAACACACCAAUCUCACACAGUAAACCGUAGCCAUUUGAGUGAUAGUGUGACUAAAACAAGUAUGGAAUUCCAACGAGCUAUGCAUGGUGGUGGAGACGUUUCAGUUACCUCCAAUGAAAACACUGCACGUAUUGGUCACCACAAACGUACUUCCGAUUUGGUAUCAGAUGCUUCUAGCACUAACGCUGUUCUUCAUAGGAAGGGAAUAACUUCUACGACAGAAGCACAACAUUCGAUAAGUUCUACAGCUGCUGCUCAACGUAAAAGUAUAAUAAAUCUCAGUGACCGCGGUGAAUAUAUAAGUAAUUCAACCCAUAGUGCUGACAGAAAAAGUAUUAGCUCCAUGCACCGAUCAGGUCGCGAUAACGUUGUAUCACACAGUUCUGAAAAUGUCGAUGUAAGACGUCAGCAAAAAAGAGAUGGUGAAUCUACUUUGAUUAUUGAGCGACAACCUAGAGUGGUAUCAAGAGACAAUCUCCGAGUGGGUGGUGAAUUUUAUGGUCAUUCUGAAGCUCGUUCCUAUGGUAACUUUUCGAGGUCCGACCACACUGCGAGAUCUGAACGCACGGAGAGAGUGGAACGACAGACGAGGACUGGUACAACAUCGCAUUUCGUAUUAGGAGAUGGCAGUUCAAGCUACAAAAGGGAAUACACAACGCAUGUCCAUGGCACUUGUCCGGCCACACUGAUUGAAUCUCCCCGCACUCCGUUCAAACAUACACGCGAUUCACGCGAGCACAAAUUUUAUACCGCGAAAAUAACUCAACAAAAGUCAUAA
Danaus chrysippus (African queen) is the source of this 9639-nucleotide messenger RNA. NCBI's taxonomy places the organism in Eukaryota, Metazoa, Arthropoda, Insecta, Lepidoptera, Nymphalidae. The record is from the annotation of a GenBank genome assembly.